UUCCUUUUUACCUCGCGUUGUUUCUUGUCGUAUUGUUGCUAAGAUUGUGAUCCAAAUGACUGUGCAAAGUACCCUCGUCUUGCUACUCACUGUGUUGGCAUCGAUUAGCAUUGUUGCAAUUAUUAUACUUUUAGGUUGGUUUCUUAUUUGGAAGGCGUUCCUAUCAAAAUUCCGGCUUGUUCGUGAGCUGUUAGGCCAAGCGAACGAAGAUAAAGCUCACGCCCAGAGCAAUCAUCCCGAGAAAUCCUCCAAAUCCCGAAAGAUUCGAAAAGACUAA
Molecule: messenger RNA, 277 nt
Organism: Eupeodes corollae
Lineage: Eukaryota; Metazoa; Arthropoda; Insecta; Diptera; Syrphidae
Product: small integral membrane protein 13
Exons: 2
Coding region: 56-277 (73 amino acids)
Source: RefSeq, a predicted model, not a curated record